Molecule: messenger RNA, 2892 nt
Organism: Anarrhichthys ocellatus (wolf-eel)
Lineage: Eukaryota; Metazoa; Chordata; Actinopteri; Perciformes; Anarhichadidae
Gene: ecpas
Product: Ecm29 proteasome adaptor and scaffold
Exons: 24
Coding region: 61-2868 (935 amino acids)
Biological process (GO): ERAD pathway; proteasome assembly
Cellular component (GO): nucleus; cytoplasm
Molecular function (GO): molecular adaptor activity
Source: RefSeq, a predicted model, not a curated record
GGCACUAGUGAGUGCAGUGACACCAGUGAACUGUGGGGGCGCUAUUGUGGCUCUGCAAACAUGGCUGCCCAGGAUGAACUCAAUCAACUGGAACGUGUGUUCCUUCGCCUGGGUCAUGCAGAAACCGAUGAGCAGCUACAGGACAUUAUCUCCAAGUUCCUUCCCCCUGUGCUCCUCAAACUCUCCAGCGUUCAGGAGGGUGUGCGAAAGAAAGUAAUGGAGUUGUUGGUCCAUUUGAACAAGAGGAUAAAAAGCAGACCAAAGAUUCAGCUGCCGGUAGAAACUCUGCUGGUGCAGUACCAAGAUCCCGCUGCCGCCUCCUUUGUGACGAAUUUCACCAUCAUCUACAUCAAAAUGGGCUACCCUCGUCUGGAGGUGGGGAAACAGUGCGAGCUGGCCCCCACCCUCCUCACUGCCAUGGAGGGCAAGCCUCAGCCACAGCAGGACAGCCUGAUGCACCUGCUGAUCCCUACUCUUUACCAUAUGAAGUAUCCUGCAGACUCCUCCAAGAUCACGUCUCCAUUUAACUUAUCUGAGAGGCCAAAGACGGUGCAGCUGCUGCUGGAGUUCAUGUUGGAUGUUCUACUGAUGCCUUACGGGUUUGUGCUGAAUGAAUCCCCGACUCGCCCUGCUCCCGCCGCCUCCCAGGGAACUCCUGCGGAGGGGACGGCGGCCGCAGGUGUCCAGGGUCUCCCCCAGCCUCCCCCAGGGAUGAGUGUCUAUGCUGCCAAGAGGGUGAUCGGAGAGGCCCAGUGGAGCGCUGAGCAGCUGGAGCAGUGUAAACUGGGCAUAGUGAAGUUCAUGGAGGCAAAGCAAAUCCCGGAGGUGGAGACGGUGGUGCACCUGGUGGUGGCAUCGAGCGACACCCGACACGGUGUGGCCACUGCUGCUGAUCUGGAGCUGAAGAGCAAACAGAGCAUCAUCGACUGGAACAAUCCUCUAAUUAUCAACAAGAUGUACAAGGUGUAUCUGGGGGACGUUCCUCUUAAAUCAAAGGGAGGCAAUGUGAAGCAAGAGCUGAAACACGAGCCAGUAAGCACAAGAGUCAAGCUGAAGAUCCUGCCACAUCUUCUGCGGUCACGUCUAGCCGCAGAGUGCUUUCCAGCUAACAUCCAGGUUGUGUAUGACGGUCUGUUUGGAGCAAACACCAACAACAAGCUCCUGUCCCUCACCUUGCAGUUUGUCCAUCACAUCUGCGUGGUAUGUCCUGACACGAACAAACCUUUGGGACUAAUGCUCCUUAAUGGUCUCACCAAGCUCAUCAAUGAAUACAAGGAGGAUCCCAAGCUACUAUGUGUCGCCUACUCUGCUGUUGGAAAGCUGUCAAGCCGCAUGCCACAGCUGUUCACAAAGGAUAUCGCACUUGUGCAGCAGUUUUUUGAGUCCAUGUGCAAGGAGGAGUCUGACGUCCGUCUUGCCAUUCAGGAAGCUUUGUCUAUGAUGGUCGGCGCUUAUGCCAACCUGCAGGGGGCGCUGCUGAACCUAAUGGAGGCCCUGGUGGCUGCAUAUAUUGGAAAGCCGGAGGUGCAGGUUCGCCAGGUGGCCAUGAAGUUUGCUAGCACAGUGUUUGCUUCUGAUCACGUGCCAUCAAGAUACCUGCUGCUGCUGGCAGCUGGAGACCCGAGGGAGGAGGUGGCCGCGGAGGCCCAGAAGGUGCUGAGAACUUUUUCUAACAAGAGCUCCGAGAAGGAGGGACCGAAGCCAAUGCCCUCCUUUCCUGACAUGGUGGCCUACGUCCAGGAGAAGGCGGCUCAGAGGAUGAAGACUCCAGCUAAAUACACUGUUGGAACCUACACUAUCCCUUUCAACCCAUCUGCGUUCGGGGAGAUCGUGCUCUACCUGAGGAUGUGUUUGGCCCACAGCGCUGGGGUCACGCCCUUGUCCACGCGGCUGACCGACAUGCAGGACGACGCGCCGGCCAUCGGCCGCUACAUCCGCACGCUGCUGACCUCCGAGUCUCAGUCAAAGGGUUCGGAGGCGAACCCCGUUCAUGUCUACAUGGAUCUGCUGCAGCAGCUGCUGACUGCUGUCGGGGGAAUCCCAGUGAUGUACUGUCUACUGGAGGCGGUGUCUGUCUGCCCAGAGAUACUGGCUCCCAGAUUUGUUGAUAGAAUUGACUGGAUUAAAAGUCUGAUGAACACAAAUAAGGAGGACAUGAGGGAGCUCGCGGCCCAGCUGUAUGCCGUGGUGGUCUCCUCCAUGACUGGCAACGAGCUGCAGACGGCUGUGCACAACCUGCUCAAAACCACCAAGGACAACCACAGUCCCGAGACUCAGCACGGUGCCAUCUUGGCUCUCGGCUACAUGGUGGGAAGAUACAUGAGCAAGAAAAAAGCUGUGGCCUCUGUGGAGUCUACGCACGACAUGGAGCAGCAAAUGAGGUUCGCCUCCCAGGGAGAUGAUGAACUUGUUGCCAUGGCCACCAAGUCAAUCGGUUCCUUCCUGGACAGCAGUAGUGCCCUGCUGGCUGUGGCAGCGUGUACAGCUCUGGGAGAAAUCGGCCGUAACGGCCCCCUCCUGAUCCCCGCAGACGGGGCGGGCUUCACCAAACUGUCGGCCACGGAAAACCUGCUGGCUCGCAUCCCCUCUGGCAAGGAGAGCACCAAGAUGAAGGAGCGAUCCAUCCAGACCCUGGGUUACCUUCCUGUGGGAGACGGAGACUUCCCUCACCAGAAGAAGCUGCUGCAGGGUCUCAUGGACUCUGUGGAGGCCAAACAGGUGGAGCUGCAGUUCACAGUGGGAGAGGCUAUAACCAGUGUAGCAAUAGGCACCAGCUCUGGAGCUGCCAGAGACCCGUGGACGUGCACCGAGGACCAGUACAGCCCACCACAAAGUCAGUACCUUCAGUACUAUCUAUGUCACGCAUAGUGCAACUUUUUUUUUGAAUUUUUU